UAAAAGCGAAGAAGAAAUGUUAUUCAAUUGUUUAAAUUUCAAUUUAUACAUGAAGUAGAAAAUAUACUAUUAAUGUAAAUUUAAUAAAAAAAAUAUAAGUUUUGCCUAUGAUGUUUAAAUGUUAUAAUCACUUAUUGACGUCUGUUAAGUAUGGACAGACUAAUUAUUCAUCUAUUAAUUUAUACAAACGUAAAAUAGUUUCUGUAUACAAUAAAAUCCAAAGAAAAUUUGAGCAUAGUGAUUGUGCUGCACAAAUACCUAAAAAAACAAAUGAAUCCAAUGCACCCGACCAUAGAAAAAUCGGUAGAGAACAAGAAUUAUUUUUCUUUCACGAAAUGUCUCCCGGUUCAUGUAUUUUCCAACCUCGCGGUGCUCAUAUAUAUAAUACUUUAGUGAAUUUUAUUAAAAAAGAAUAUGUUAAAAGAGGAUAUCAAGAAGUUAUAUCUCCAAACAUAUACAACAUCAAAUUAUGGCAGACUUCUGGCCAUUGGUCACAUUAUGCAGAACAUAUGUUUUCAUUUAAAAUAGACAAUGAUACAUUUGCACUGAAGCCAAUGAAUUGUCCAGGACAUUGUUUAAUUUAUGAAAAUCGCAUAAGAUCUUGGAAGGAGCUACCUAUUCGUCUAGCUGAUUUCGGUGUACUUCACAGAAAUGAACUUUCUGGUGUCUUAACAGGUCUGACAAGAGUGAGAAGAUUUCAACAAGACGAUGCCCAUAUUUUCUGCACACCUGAACAAAUCGAGGAUGAAAUAACUGAUUGUUUAGAAUUUGUGGAAUAUGUCUAUUCAACAUUUGGAUUUACAUUCGAAUUGAGUUUGUCAACGAGGCCAGAAAAGUAUAUGGGAAAUAUAGAAUUAUGGAAUUCAGCUGAGAAGGCACUAGAAACAAGUUUAAAAAAACUGAAUCGUCAGUGGACGUUAAAUCAACAGGACGGAGCUUUUUAUGGACCUAAAAUAGAUAUAACCAUCAAAGAUGCACUUGGUAGGCCUCAUCAAUGUGCGACUAUCCAGUUAGACUUUCAAUUACCUAUCAGAUUUAAUUUAUCUUAUGUAAACGAUCACGGAGAGAAAAAGAAACCAGUAAUGAUUCAUCGAGCAAUAUUAGGUUCUGUCGAAAGGUUUAUAGCUGUUUUGACUGAGUCCUACAGGGGAAAAUGGCCGUUCUGGUUAUCACCGAGACAAGCUAUGAUAAUUCCAAUCAGAUCUACCUGUAACGAAUAUGCCAUAGAAGUUAAACAAAAACUUCACAAUGCUGGGUUCAUGAUCGAAUUAGAAAAUGAUUUUAGUAAUACACUUAAUAAAAAAAUUAGGAACGCUCAACUUGCACAGUUCAAUUUUAUUCUAAUAGUAGGAGAAAAAGAAAAAAGUGAUAGAACCGUUAAUGUGAGAUCUAGGGAUAAUAAUGUUUGCGGAGAAUAUACAUUGGAUGUUUUAAUAAAUAAAUUUAACAACUUAAAAACUGAGUUUGCUAUAAAAUAAAAUAUAUUUCGAGAAA
Molecule: messenger RNA, 1494 nt
Organism: Diorhabda sublineata
Lineage: Eukaryota; Metazoa; Arthropoda; Insecta; Coleoptera; Chrysomelidae
Product: threonine--tRNA ligase 1, cytoplasmic-like
Exons: 2
Coding region: 108-1478 (456 amino acids)
Biological process (GO): threonyl-tRNA aminoacylation
Cellular component (GO): cytoplasm
Molecular function (GO): ATP binding; threonine-tRNA ligase activity
Source: RefSeq, a predicted model, not a curated record